AGCCAUGUAUGGACGGCAGCCGGUAUUUUUGGACCCGGCCGUUUAUAAAACCUCCCGCACCGACGGAUACUACGUUCAUUAGCACAGUCACAGGAUCAGCAGCCACACAGCCGCAGACCGUCCAGGAUUUUUCAUCGUACCAAGUAACGUAAACCGAAAACAAAAUGUGUGACGACGAUGUAGCAGCUUUGGUAGUCGACAACGGCUCCGGUAUGUGCAAGGCUGGGUUCGCCGGAGAUGACGCACCCCGUGCCGUGUUCCCGUCCAUCGUGGGAAGACCCCGUCAUCAGGGAGUCAUGGUCGGUAUGGGACAAAAAGACAGCUACGUAGGAGACGAAGCCCAGAGCAAACGUGGUAUCCUCACGUUGAAAUACCCCAUUGAACACGGUAUCAUCACCAACUGGGACGAUAUGGAGAAGAUCUGGCAUCACACUUUCUACAACGAAUUGCGUGUGGCCCCAGAAGAGCACCCAAUCCUGUUGACCGAAGCCCCGUUGAACCCGAAGGCUAACCGUGAAAAGAUGACCCAAAUCAUGUUCGAAACUUUCAACACACCCGCCAUGUACGUCGCCAUCCAGGCCGUGCUCUCCCUGUACGCUUCCGGUCGUACCACCGGUAUCGUCUUGGACUCCGGUGACGGUGUCUCCCACACCGUACCCAUCUACGAAGGUUACGCACUGCCCCACGCCAUCCUCCGUCUGGACUUGGCCGGCCGUGACUUGACCGACUACUUGAUGAAAAUCUUGACCGAGAGAGGUUACAGCUUCACCACCACCGCUGAAAGAGAAAUCGUCCGCGACAUCAAGGAGAAAUUGUGCUAUGUCGCCCUGGACUUCGAACAAGAAAUGGCCACCGCCGCGGCUUCCACCUCGUUGGAGAAAUCCUACGAAUUGCCCGACGGACAGGUGAUCACCAUCGGAAACGAACGGUUCCGUUGUCCGGAAGCCUUGUUCCAACCGUCGUUCUUGGGAAUGGAAUCUUGCGGUAUCCACGAGACCGUGUACAACUCGAUCAUGAAGUGCGACGUCGACAUCAGGAAGGACUUGUACGCCAACACCGUACUGUCCGGAGGUACCACCAUGUACCCCGGUAUCGCCGACAGGAUGCAAAAGGAAAUCACCGCGUUGGCUCCCAGCACGAUCAAGAUUAAGAUCAUCGCCCCACCCGAACGUAAAUACUCCGUAUGGAUCGGUGGCUCCAUCUUGGCCUCCCUGUCCACCUUCCAACAGAUGUGGAUCUCCAAACAAGAAUACGACGAGUCCGGCCCAGGAAUCGUCCACCGUAAAUGUUUCUAAGCCAUCACCUCCCAUAACACACAAAAUCAAAAAUCACAAUCACGCUUUAUGUUCAUUUAUACUGAAGAAAACAUAUACUACGUUUUCUUUCUAUUUGUACAUAUCGAGACGAUUCGCGUCGUUUUACACGGGGAUAAAAUAACAGUUCGAUUAUCGGGGAAAAAAACAUGUAUUUAUUAGCACGUUAAUCGUUUCGAAUAAACGUUUCUAUACUAUA
Molecule: messenger RNA, 1512 nt
Organism: Adelges cooleyi (spruce gall adelgid)
Lineage: Eukaryota; Metazoa; Arthropoda; Insecta; Hemiptera; Adelgidae
Product: actin, muscle
Exons: 4
Coding region: 165-1295 (376 amino acids)
Biological process (GO): mitotic cytokinesis
Source: RefSeq, a predicted model, not a curated record